This is a messenger RNA of Trichoderma virens Gv29-8, 1846 nucleotides long. RefSeq lists its product as uncharacterized. The transcript has 2 exons. Gene Ontology annotation, biological process: positive regulation of gene expression. The record is from RefSeq and is a predicted model, not a curated record. NCBI's taxonomy places the organism in Eukaryota, Fungi, Ascomycota, Sordariomycetes, Hypocreales, Hypocreaceae. The coding region runs from base 1 to 1689 and encodes 562 amino acids.
AUGCCGGGAAACAUCACAACUCACCACGACGACACCACGCCCGAGUCGAGCGACGGUGAUCAGCAUGAACGUGACCAUGAAGAACACGAAGGAGAACACAAGGGACCUCCCGGUGGCUUUGACAAGACUCCCCUUCCUGAUGCCCCCCAAGGAUACACUAUUCGCUUCGUCUUUCACGCCGCGUCCAACAUCCCGGUUGCGGAUUUCCACACGGGAUCCUCAGAUCCCUUCUUAGUAGCAACGCUCAAGGGAACGCAGCCGAAGCGUCACAAGGAAGACCCCGAUUUGAAAUACCGAACGAGAACCUUGCACCGAACUACGGAGCCGAAGUGGGAGGAAGAAUGGGUUGUGUCCAACGUACCUCCUACCGGCUUCACCCUCAAGUGCAGAAUGUACGAUGAGGAUGUUGCAGACAAGGACGACAGGCUCGGCAAUGUUACCAUCAACGUGGGCUCCAUCUCUGACGACUGGGCAGGAAUUCCUCCCCCAGGCCAGGAGUUUGAGGCCAAGAAGCGUGUCAUGAGCAAGAGAGCUUUCAUCCUCAAAGGAAUCACCAGCGCCAUCGUACAUGGAACCCAUCUCGCCCCUCGGCUGCGAAUCAGCAUGGAAGUCCUGGGCAAGUCUGAGCCUCCGUUUGCGCAAAUGUGCACGCUGGCUCCGACGAGAUGGAUCAAGCACAACAGUCCCAUGAUUGGCCGCCUAAUCGGCACAAAGGUGAAUGCAAACGAGAGUGACGACGAGAAGGGGCAUGACGGGAGCGACGAUACCCCCAAGUCUCAGAAAUAUGACUUCCAAGCCAACGAGUUACAGCUUCAGGGCCCUGUUCCUUCGGUCCUUUACCACCGCUACGUGGAAUUCAGGCCAGUUAUCGGCUCGCUCUUUUCAUCCACUGGCAUCCGUGGAACCAUAUUAAACAAGGCUCUGCACAAGCAGCACCACAGGAUUUACAAUUACAGCAGUUCCACUGAAUACGGUAACUUUGAGCCAUGCUCUAAGCAAGCAUCGCUUCAGUUCCUCAGGAUGGCGCACUUUGACGAAGGCGGCCGUAUCUUUACGUACGUGCUUACUCUGGACGGACUGCUUCGCUUCACCGAGACGGGCAAGGAAUUCGGCAUCGACUUCCUGAGCAAGCAUACCAUGCACGCAGAUGCCGAGAAAUACAUUGCUUGCUCAGGAGAGUUCUUCAUCCGCAGGCUGCAGCAUCCAGAUUCCAACGACAGCCCCGAGCCUAACGAGAAAACGCACCCGUCCGAGCCUAUCCCCGGUGGUCCGCCAACCCAACCGCCACCUCCCAAUCCUGCAUUCUAUCAGCUCUACAUUGACAACGAAUCUGGAACAUAUCGCCCUGACAAGUCCAUUUUGCCAGAUCUCAAGGGCUUCUUGGAGAAGAACUUCCCCGGCUUAGGUAUCGUCAUCAUGAACGUUGAAGAUGAACGCCUGCAGAAGCUCAAGGAAGAGCAGCGGGCUAUCAAGAAAAGCGAGGGCAAAAUCAUGCAGGUAGUCAUGAACAGUAGCACCGAAAGCCUCAGCUCUGUGGAGAGCGAGCUGGACGAACGGAACGAGAACUGGGAGUCGGGAAGAAAGAGCAAGCUGGAGGCGGCGCAUUCGGCGUUGAGGAACCCCGAUGCGGAACAUAUCAAGGCGGCUGUGGAAGUGAUGCUGCCACACCGCGAGAAAAAGGAGGAAUAAGCAAAAAGAGGAGGAGGGGGGGGGAGGGGGAUUAAAGAGUUGUCCGAGAAUCUCUAUGACUGUAUGGAUAUGAUAUGAUACCACUCUUUCCUUCGAUUUGUUGUAUUACCGUUGUUGUUGCUGAUAAUGUAAUGUUCGAAUCCAACGAUUUCUUGAU